AUGAGCACGCAUUCGUCUUCCCGCAAGAAUUCACCACGCAAGUUCGUCUCCGAAAGCUCAGAUACCCGCAGCUUGACCAGCAGCAAGUUCGCCCAGCUUCUCUCAAAGUUUGAGGUUCUUGAAGCAGUCUCCUCCGUUGGCAGCCCCCCUCUUCCUUCAUCAAAGACGAAGCCCACUUCUGCCAUCAAGGUCACCUCGACAAUUGAGCAAACUUCAUCAAGCGCCUCGAAGCCAUCAUCUCAUUCAUCGACAAAGAGACGAGAAAGAGGCUCCACUGGUUCUAGCCAUGUCUCGUCUGGUCGUUUCGUUCCUUCAAGCCAAGAACCCUCUCGUACCCGUCGAGUAAAAACUUUUGGUGCCCAGUCGCCUGUGAUCUCGACUAGAAAUACGGACUUAAAGGCAAGGCAAAAGUCUGUGGCAGAGAGACGAAUAAUGUUUGAGGCUGCAGACCAACAGGCGCCCUCCAGUCCCACCCGUACUUCUAUUCCUCGUUCGCCAUCAAAGCUGGCUCAUUCCAAGAGUUGGCAAUCGGUCAAGACAAGGCGGUCAGCCGCAGAACCACGAGCAGACGAUGUUCCCACUACGCCGAAUUCAAUGCACGUUGCAAAGACAUUCUCGCCCACGUCUCGUAUUGUUCCCUCACCUCGGACACUCCUGGCUUCUGACGAUCCUUUUGGCACAUGGCGAUCUCCUUUGAAUCGGCCAGACGACUCAUGGACCUCUUUCAAGCGUAACAGUCUCGUCAUGAGUGCGCCUGAUGCGAGUCCAAGCUACAUCAAGUCUCAGUACACCGAAAUGACACCAUCAUCUGUGCAGGCGGUAUCUACGAGUCGAUUCAAGCUUGAUGAUACUCGUGAUGAUGUUUUUGUUGAUAAGAACGAAGUCGACGAAACCCGGCAGAAUGGCUGGGUGCGAAAUGCUCGCAAGAUAGCAUCUUCAUUGUCAAAUACAGUCGCUGCAGGAGGUUCAAGCCUUCGAAGGAAAUCUCGUGGAUCCCAUGAUGCUCCCAGCCAAUCCGCGAGCAAUAACAGCGGUCUCAUGUCUUUCAGGUUUGCGAGAGCAAGUACCCCAAGUCGCUCAAGCCUACCACGUUCUAGGAUUUCUAGUCUCAGGAAGCAGUUUGAUCAGUUGGAGGAUCAGCCAGUGGCCCCUGUCGCUCCUCUUGACACCAAAAGGCGCGAGUCAAUCCUUACCAAGAACAAGGCGCCUAACUCGCCAUCGAAGCAUCCUCUUUUGGUAUAUUCCGAUUCUUCGGAGUCCGAAAUAUUGAAUGCGCCAAAAUUCAGGUCCAAAAGUUAUGCUCCUCGUGGGAGCCGGGCUACGGUGGAAAGUCCACAAACUCCUGUCGGUCGGCGUGACACAGAGAAACACAUUUCACCGUUGAAGCAAAAGAUCGACCUUUUUGAGUCCCUUGAUCGCCAGGUUCCUCCAAUUGAUUCUCCUCAUCCAAUCGACACUGGUAAGCAGCCUAUGUUCAAAAUCAACAAGCGGAAGAGUUCUGUUGUUGGUCCUCUGAGGACCUUCAAGGGCACCCUUCGACGGAUUUCUACAUCUUACCGAAGGAUACCCUCAGAAUGGAGCACUACAAGUUCGAGAGACAUCGCCCCAUCCCAACUUAGGGGCUCCGAUGAUGAUACUGUGGUGCAUGAUGGUCAGGCUGCUGAGUUUGCAAGCAACGAACCGCUAUCACCCCAUUCAAUUGAUGCUAUCCCCAGUCAGCCCGUUCUUGGUCAAACUCUCCUCACCAACGAAAUCAUCUCACCUCUUUCGCUGGGAAAGCCAUCGUCCCUCCCUAGAAGUUCCAUCACCCAGGCAGGCUUCAACAUAGAUGGAGAGGCAGGACUUAGUGUAGCGCCGCCUCCUUUGUUCGCAGAACCUCAAAGGCGGUUCUCUCGCACCAAGUAUGCCCUCUCCCGAGCGGCAAACCGGUUCUCUCUGCCCGACAUUGAAAAGGAACUGGAACUCGUUGAGCUUCUUGAGAAUGAUCGUCAGACUGUACCCGCGCACAACACAUUUGUCUCCAAGGUAGUCUGUGAGUUGGAGCAACCUCGACCGGUACGCGCAAAUGAGCUGAAGCGACUCGUUAGUUUGUGCAAGGAAAAGUUCAGAAGGAUUUCAGGAGGCCGCAGCGAAUAG
Messenger RNA from Fusarium mangiferae, 2136 nucleotides. RefSeq lists its product as uncharacterized. The transcript has 2 exons. Bases 1 to 2136 code for a protein of 711 amino acids. The record is from RefSeq and is a predicted model, not a curated record. Lineage: Eukaryota; Fungi; Ascomycota; Sordariomycetes; Hypocreales; Nectriaceae.